Messenger RNA from Phyllotreta striolata, 1311 nucleotides. The record is from the annotation of a GenBank genome assembly. Lineage: Eukaryota; Metazoa; Arthropoda; Insecta; Coleoptera; Chrysomelidae.
AUGGCCGACGAUAUAGAAGACGAUCAGUGGUUAUACGGCGAUACGCCGGAUAUUAGCGCUGCAGAAAAUGAAACUACCGAGAAAGAACCACCUGAGUCCGAAGAAAACGUCCCCCAAGAGGAUUCGGUAUCGCAAGAAUUUCAGCCGCCUGCAGACGAUGGCCCCCCUGGCGUAGACGCCGAAGAAACCGAAAAAGACAAGGAAAAUGAGGAGCCCGGCCCAGAGCCGAUGGAAGACGGGGAAGUCCAACAAAACGGCGAUGAUAGCGAAAGGGAAGACGAUGACGAUGACAGUGAUGAUGAUGUUAACGUUGUAAUCGGUGAUAUAAAAGCCACUACGCCUUCGUAUACAUCGCUUAAUAUCAAGAGAACCGGUCUGCUUACUUCGGUCGAUAAAAAUAAGCAGGUUCAGCAACAGCCUACUGGGAAAUUUGCUGUCGAAGAAUUUGAGCAAAUCGGUACAAUUAACGGAGUACUAGCUUCCGAGUAUAAUUUAGAUUCUUUGGAGGAUAAACCUUGGAAGAAGCCCGGUGCUGAUAUUACCGAUUAUUUUAAUUACGGUUUUAACGAAGAUACUUGGAGAGCCUAUUGCGAAAGGCAAAAUAGAAUGAGAUUAAAUGAAUCCGGCGCUGGCUUAGUACCGAUGACCAUGAUGGCUGGCAUACCCCGAGGUCCGGUGCCCAUUAUGAACGACAACAGUAAAUACGGUAAUAAAUAUUUAGGUGGCAAUCAGCAGAGGAACAUGCAACAGCCAAUCAAUAAAGUCGAUCAGGUGCCGAAAGUCAACACUAUACAAGUAAUGACGGCGGAUCGAAGAGAGUACAGCAGAAAACCAGGAUUCCCCGAUAUGACAGUACCCCCGCCCGCCACGUUCGAGCCCUACCAUCAACCGGAAUACGGCUUCAACCCCGAGCCGGAGCCUUUCUACGGCGGUGGUUACGAACCAACGCAAGACUCCCAAUGGGGUAAAUGGAGUACCGAACCUCCUCCCGGUUGGACACCGUCGGAAUUGAAGACUUUAACGGGGCCCCCGCCGAUGGGGCCUCCGCAAAUGCAUAUGGGCUUGCCUCCUAUGAUGGGAAUGAGGUCUCCGAAUAGCAGAAGGGACUCUAGUCCUCACAAAGAAAGGGAACGGGAUAAAGAGUCUAGGAGUCGAUCGGAGAAGCCUAGGGAUAGGGACAGGGAGCGGGAAAGAUCUCAUAGAAGGGAAAGAUCGAGAAGUAGAUCUAGAAGGCACCGAUCCAGGUCUCGUAGCCCCAGUCAUAGAUCCCAUAGGAAGAAGAAGUCCAAGAGGCACGAUGAUAGCGAGUAA